GUCUUUUCCUGAAGAGUUAAUCUAGCCAAGUUUAGUCGGUAGCUUCAGUCUAAGCCGCAUUAAUAUCUGUUUGCGUGGAUGAAUCGAUGAGAUAAUUUCUCUCAGAAACACUUCCUCCAUGCUUGGUAAGCAACACGAGCAUUUGGACAUCAUUUGUUGUUUUGAAAGUAGCAUCUGGGCUUAGAGCUAGCUCCCAGGCUCCCAGCAAGGAAAGUGAGGAAGAAGAUGAAGAUUGAUUGUUUGAAACAUAAGUUUCUCUACAAGCACAAAAAUUUACUCCUCAAGUUCGUGCUUGCCAUUUUCUUCGUUGGUCUCGCUUUCCGGCUCCUUUUCUUUUAUUCCCCAGAAAUUUCGCCCAUUUUGGAAUCCCCUUCUCCAAAGAAAGACACAGUUCUUGAUGAACCCCUUGUUUCAACACAAGACAAUGAGGAUGAAGCCGAAACCGCAGAUCAAGAAUCUUACACAGAAAAUUGCGAUCUCUUUACAGGGGAUUGGAUCCCAAACCCCUCAGGUCCAGCUUAUACCAAUGAAACCUGCAAAUUUAUCGAAGGCCAUCAGAAUUGCUUAACAAAUGGGCGUCCCGAUACAGGUUACCUAAAUUGGAGAUGGAGACCGCGAGACUGUGAGCUGCCUCAAUUUAAUGCUAAGAAAUUUCUGAAACUGAUGCGAAAUAAACACUGGGCAUUAGUAGGUGAUUCCAUAUCACGUAACCAUGUGCAGUCGUUGCUGUGCUUGCUUUCAAAGGGAGAGCAACCUGUGAUGGUUUACCACGAUGAAGAAUAUAGGUCCAGAAAGUGGCGCUUUCCCUCAUAUAACUUCACCAUGUCAGUUGUAUGGUCGCCGUUCCUUGUAGAAGCUGCUAUAUUUGAGGACAUGAACGGUGUUUCAACCUCUGAAGUUGAGCUGCAUCUUGACGAACUUCACAGUGAAUGGACAGAUCAGUACCAGAGCUUCAAUUACAUGGUUAUUUCAACUGGGAAAUGGUUUCUCAAAUCCUCAAUCUACUAUGAGAAUGACACUGUACUGGGCUGCCACAACUGUCCUAAGAGGAAUCUGACAGAACUGGGGUUUGAUUUUGCUUAUCGGAAAACCCUCAAACUGGUCCUCAACUUCAUCGCAACUUCCAAUCACAGAGGCAUGAUCUUUUUUAGGACAUCCACACCUGAUCACUUUGAGAAUGGAGAGUGGUUUAGUGGAGGAACUUGCAAUAGAACAGCACCACUUAAGGAAGGUGAGAUGGAAAUGAAGGAUUUGAACCAGAUUCUUCGCGACAUCGAAUUAGAGGAGUUUGCUAAGGCAGCUGUGAAUGCUGCAAGAAAUGGAGUGAACCUUAAACUGCUUGACCUAUCGCCAAUCUCACUAUUGAGGCCAGAUGGUCAUCCUGGACCAUACAGACAGUUUCAUCCAUUUGCCAAGGGCCAGAAUGCUCAAGUUCAGAAUGAUUGCUUGCAUUGGUGCUUACCAGGGCCAAUCGACUCUUGGAAUGACAUAAUAAUGGGGAUGGUCAUAAAUGGCUAAGAAAAUCAGCUAAAUGCCAUGUAAAAUUCUCCGAAGUAAAAGCUCUGAAUUUGCUGCUCUCUGCAUACCACGGUUCCCUGCGAUAUUCGUUCAAACAUAUUCUGACCAGUCAAUAUUUCCCAUUGUUUAUUGUUUUUCUGUAUCCUAUGAAGGCUCUUUUUUUUUUGGUUGACCCAAAAAAGAAAAGGAAUGUAACAAGGGACUGUGAACCUCUUUACAGCUGAUUUUGAUAGUUAUAUUGAAAGUAUAUGAUUGAAAGUA
Messenger RNA from Prosopis cineraria, 1779 nucleotides. RefSeq names its product protein trichome birefringence-like 23. The record is from RefSeq and is a predicted model, not a curated record. Gene Ontology annotation, molecular function: O-acetyltransferase activity. Gene Ontology annotation, cellular component: Golgi apparatus. NCBI's taxonomy places the organism in Eukaryota, Viridiplantae, Streptophyta, Magnoliopsida, Fabales, Fabaceae. The transcript is spliced from 3 exons. Bases 226 to 1518 code for a protein of 430 amino acids.